Molecule: messenger RNA, 2613 nt
Organism: Aureobasidium musti
Lineage: Eukaryota; Fungi; Ascomycota; Dothideomycetes; Dothideales; Saccotheciaceae
Source: the annotation of a GenBank genome assembly
AUGACGGGCAAUGCAUUUGCUGUCGUCUAUGUCGAUCGCAAGACGCCUAUAACAGGCUUUCUGGACAAGAAUCUCGAUGGAUUGAAACAGGAGAACAACUCCAAUGAGACCGAGCACAAUAUCCGUACCAUCAUGGCUGCCUUUGGGCAAGCUCAUGUCUGCGCCGAUGGCGUGUCCUGCCUGACGACCAUUGCACAGCUCGAUGAUUCGCGCAACCCUAAUCCGAUUGUCGUGCUUCUCGAUAUGCCCCACGACGACGAGCCCGCCGUCCGUAGGACUUCAUGGGACUCCAACCCCCCUUCACCAUUAGUGGGGAAGCGUCCCAAGGUGGAGCGAAACGAGCCGAGUGAUGUAUAUGGCGUACACUUGCUGGCAUAUCUAUCUUCGGAGAUCCAACAGCGCGUUCGUUCAAGGCUGGUCAUCCCGAUCGCUGUUCUUGCUGGCAAGACCGACCUACUGGCUGAACCCACACGUAUGUCUCGCUUUUUGGAUGCUGGUGCCAUCGAUGUGCUACCUAGUCCAAUUGGACUCGAUAGAGUCCAAGGCCUGGCUGUUCACGCAUACCGUACUUACAAGGAGGUUACACGUGAAGCAGCGAGUUUCGUGCUCGAAAAAAGAAACAGGAAGCUCUCAUGGGUGGGGAUUGAUGAAGAGCGGCCGUACGCCUACCUCCGAGAGGUUAUGGUUUCCGGCCUGAUGAACGGCAUAUGCAACCCUGACUCAGUCGGCGAGUGUAUCGAUCCAAGCGAACUUAAGCUUAGUGACGAAAGAAAAGCUCUUGUGGAGCAGGCCGUAGGCACUUGGGCGUUUUCCGCUCAUGACUUCGACUCAGACGAGCUUCUCUACGCUGCUUUGACUAUGCUCCAGCAUGCCUUGCAGAUGCCGGAACUGGAAAAAUGGCGCAUCUCUAUGGAUGAUCUGACCAUCUUCCUGUUCGCUUGCAGGCACGCUUACAAUGACUUUGUCCUAUAUCACAACUUCCGUCACAUUGUUGAUGUUCUACAAGCCGUCUUCUACUUCCUCCUACAGAUAGGGAUUCUGCCCCCUUACCCUGGCUCACAACAAGAUCAGGCACCCAGGACAGACCUUGCGCCAGUAGCAUCAUUGCUACAGCCAUUUGAUGCGUUGACUUUGCUCAUUUCCGCCAUCGGCCACGAUGUUGGUCACCCCGGUAUUCUUCGCAGAUACUGGCCACAAGCUUUCGCUGAUAUUCCGAUGCGCAAACUUAUGAUCAACUCAAUUUUGGCUACAGACAUGGGCCUCCACUUCAAAUACAUGAUUGACAUGGGCAAUUUGCAAGAAAAGCUUUCCUCAAACGAUGACAGUAUAGAGGGUUGGACACCCAAAGCUCUUGAAGAGACUAGAGAUCUCGUCUGCGGGUUGUUGAUGAAGUGCGCUGAUAUAAGCAAUGUGUACGAUGUUGCAGCACGAUGGGCUGUGAUCCUCACAGAUGAGUUCUCCAACCAAGGCGCUAUGGAGAAGGAGCUUAACCUGCCAACCUGCUUAUUCGGCGGCCCUCCAGAUCGGGAGGACUUGGUCAAGUUAGCAGAGUCCCAAAUUGGAUUCAUGAGUAUUUUCGCUGGACCUCUCUUUGAGGGUAUUACAGCAAUUUUCCCAGCCAUGGGUUUCUCCACUGUUGAGAUCGAGUCCAACAGAACGGUUUGGGAAGAGAAGAUUCACGUCGAGAAACUGAGAAGAGGAAACCUUCUGUCGAGUCCAGUGGCUCAGCCGUCGCCGCUUCGAACCCCACUCUCGGUGCCUGAGGAGGAAUCUGAAGACAGCAGGGAAGACGACAUUCCACCUGAACGAGAUUCUCUCUUUGUUCGUCCAACAUCCGCAUCACCUCUCAAAAGCAACAAAAAGAAGACGAGCACUUCGAGUUUCCAUGCGCCAUACUCCGUUCCAUUCCAUCAGCAUACCAACUCACGUCGUUCUUCCAAGGAUGCCGCACUUGAACAGCUGGAGCAACUGCAAUUGGGCCAACUUAGCAGCUUCUCCCGUAUCGAGAACCAGAACCAGAACCAUGACGAUGCUUCCUUGACGACAAUUCUUGUCCGCAGCCAAACGGCGCAGAGCAGACAGGAACCAGACUCGCCAACGAAGCUGCCACCGUCUUCCCACAGGCAAACUAUAAGACCCUUCCCACCACCUGCUCAACCCGGCGUCUCGUCUUCUGUACCUUCGUCUCGCAGCCAUGCUACUAGUAAUGCAACUGCGACGACUGCGACUUGUGCGCACUCACCAGGCUCCACGCGACCGUCUUCAGUAGAAGAAACGGAUAGCGAGACUCCCAAAGGAAUCCAGCCACCUCCUGUGCUAUCAACGGAAAACCCAUUCCUACACCCCAACUCAAGUCCGGAUCUACAUGGCAGAGAACGCAUUUCGCAUUCAGCACCAGAUAUCAGGAGCAUCCCAGAAGUGCGUACGAGCAAAGUGAGUUCAGUAUCACGUAUCACGGCAGACGGCGAUGAGGGCGACGACAAUCGUGGCAUGUCACAAAGACCUCCCGGAAUUCGUGAAAGCCGUAGCCGAAGCAGGCUGAGAGGACUUCGCUUCUGGAGAAAGAGGUGGAAGAGCCCUGGUCCCGGGGCUGAAGUCGAUACAGAGCCAUGA